AUGACAGGACCUUCAACACCCGGCCAAGAAGGGCCUUCCUUCGCACCUCCUCCUCUCCCAUCUGGCUGGAUCGCCCAAUGGGAUGGCAACUCCAAGAAAUACUAUUUCGUGCAACUCAGCACCGGGGCUUCGCAAUGGGAUACACCUACGCACGCUGCACCCACGGGACCCACCCCUCAAGCGACGCCACAGGGAACAGAACAUCCAUAUGGAUUACCAGGAGAGAAUGGAAGUCAGGGCCAUGCGCAGGAGAUGGGCGGUGAUGGAACCAGAGGAUUUGGAGGGGAGAAUGCGGGCGGUGAUGGAGAGAGAGGUAUCGGGUCUUUCAUCACAAACCAAUAUCUUAAGAAACAAACCGGAGGCAUUCUUGGUGGAGGCAGUAGUAGUUCCGGUUCACAAGGUGGAUUGGGAGGACUAGGCGGACUCGCCGGUUCGUUCCUUGGGGGAGGAUCAUCUGGAUCAAGCCACAAUAAUAAUAAUUCGCAUUCGACGAGUGGAGGUGGUUCAUCAGGUAUCGCCGGACUCGCCAGUUCAUUCCUCGGAGGAGGAUCAUCCGGAUCAAGUCACAAUAACAGUAAUUCGCAUUCGACAAGUGGAGGUGGAUCAUCAGGUAUCGCCGGACUCGCCGGUUCGUUCCUUGGAGGUGGAUCAUCCGGAUCAGGUCACAAUAACAAUUCGCAUUCGACAAGUGGAAGUGGUUCAUCAGGUAUUGCAGGUGCUUUGAUGGGCAGUCUAUUGGGUGGUGGAAAGAAAACAGAUAACGCGCAAAAUCAGAAUCAGAAUCAUUCUGGUUCGCAGAGUGGUCAACACGGACAAAGUGGUGGAAGUGGAUUGAUGGGGAGUUUGGGAGGAAUGUUUGGUCAUCAGAGUCAAUCUCAGGGUGGUGGAAACUUUGGAUAUUCAAACAAUAGCAGUGGAAGCCAAGGAGGCUAUUCUGGUGCUGCUCCUCCAAGUUCCUAUCAACCAGGUGGUGCAAGCCAAAAUAGUUACAGCUCUCCAGCUCCUGCACAGCAAUCUUAUGGCCAAGGAGCUACACACACUCCGUCGUCACAGUCCUAUUCUCAAGGACAUGCACCUUCUUACUCUCAAGGAUCUGCUACAUCACAUCAAUAUGAUCCACAAAACCCAUCUCAUGGCAUGCCACCAAAACAUGAAUAUGGCGCUCCAGGUCAACAAUCACAAUAUGGUGCCCCUCAACAUCAGUCUUCAUUCGGACAAGCACCACAAUCACAACAUAAUCAAUACCCAGGAGCUCCAGCUUAUGGAUCUGGUCCAAGUUCUCCAGGUGGAUAUGGUGCACCUCAACAUCAACAGCAUGGACAGCACCAACAACAUCAAUAUGGUGGUCCACCUGGUCCAGAAAUGUCAGGAGGAAUGUAUGGUGGUGGUCCACCCCCUGUACCACAUGGCAGCCAUCCUCACCAUGGUCAACAUCAACAACAUGGCUCACAAGGUGGUUCAUCUGGUGGUUACCCUCCUCCUCCUUCAGGUGGUUAUCCUGGACAACCAGGAUGGUAA
Botrytis sinoallii is the source of this 1518-nucleotide messenger RNA. RefSeq lists its product as uncharacterized. The record is from RefSeq and is a predicted model, not a curated record. Gene Ontology annotation, molecular function: protein binding. Lineage: Eukaryota; Fungi; Ascomycota; Leotiomycetes; Helotiales; Sclerotiniaceae. Bases 1 to 1518 code for a protein of 505 amino acids. The transcript has 4 exons.